AUGGUCGUAUCGCCGCCCGAGACGACCGCACCCGACUCUGCGACGCGGUUCGUGGACAUAUCCGCGCCCAUCAAGCAGGGCGCCCAGACGGACCCGCCCAAAUGCGCGCCGAACGUGUCCUACACCAACCACUCUUCACCCGCUCCACCGGAACUCGACGCGCUCUUCCCCGGACUGCGUCUCGGAGAUCUGCCCGGCGGGGACCUGUGGGCGCUCGAGCGCGUCGAGAUGUGCACGCACUCCGGGACGCACAUCGACGCGCCGUGGCACUACAGCGCCACGAUGGCGGACGGCUCGAAGCCGAUGACGAUCGCGGAGGUUCCACUGGACUGGUUCCACGGCCGAGGCGUCAAGCUCGACUUUCGCGACGUUCCCGACGGUCACGUCGUCACCGCCGCGGAGAUACGGGCGAAACUGCGCGAGGUCGGACACGUGCUGUCGCCGGGGGACGUCGUGCUGAUGAACACCGCCGCGGGCGCCGCGAGGGGUGACGCGAAUUACAUUCACCGGGGGUGCGGCUUUGGCAGGGACGCCACGCUGUUCCUCACCGGCGAAGGCGUGAGACUCGUGGGCACGGACGCGUGGUCGUGGGACGCGCCCUUUAUCCACGUCGGACGCAGGUACGAGGAGACGAAGGACGCGUCGAUCGUGUGGGAGGGUCACAAGGCUGGGCGCGAGCGUCCGUACGUGCAGAUUGAAAAGUUGGCAAACCUGGACAAGUUGCCUUCGUUUGGUUUCGACGUCGCCGCUUUUCCGGUGGCGGUGGAGGGCGGGUCCGGGGGUUGGACGAGGGCGGUGGCGAUCCUCGACCGAUGA
Molecule: messenger RNA, 816 nt
Organism: Micromonas commoda
Lineage: Eukaryota; Viridiplantae; Chlorophyta; Mamiellophyceae; Mamiellales; Mamiellaceae
Exons: 1
Coding region: 1-816 (271 amino acids)
Molecular function (GO): arylformamidase activity
Source: RefSeq, a predicted model, not a curated record